AUGACUUGUUUCUCAACAGGAACCCUGGAAGGUUUGGUUGGUGAGGAGGGUUUGCUGGUCCGAUGGUCAAAGGAGUGGAACACAGGCAAGUGGUUGGAGGGUGAGAAGAGCCAGGAGGAGAUGAGGUCCAAGCAACCAGACACAGAAGAGCACGAGGAAAUCGGCUUCUCUGUGUCUUUGACUCAGGCCCUGGCAGAGGCCUUCCUGGACCACCUAUGGAAGAUCCUCCAGAACCCGUCUCAGCCUGCCAUCCUCCGGCAGGCUGCUGCUGGAUACCUGGGAAGCUUUCUUGCUCGAGCCAAGUUUGUUCCUGUGCUCUCCGUGAGGGCCUGUCUGGACCUGCUUGUGUCCUGGAUCCACCGCUACAUGGACAGCCAGGACAGCAGUGGCAGACAAGUGUGUUGUGAUGUCAGCCUGCACGGACCCUUCUACGCUGCCUGCCAGGCUGUCUUCUACACCCUGAUCUUCAGACACAGAGCCAUCCUGGAGGUCAACAUGAAGAAAGGUCUGGAGUACCUGCAGAGCUUGAACUUGGAGCGGGUGGUUCUGUGUCAGCUGAACCCUCUCAAAGUGUGCCUGCCUCCAGUCACCAACAUGUUUGCUGCCAUCACCAGGAAGUACCAGGUGGUCUUCUGCUAUAGCGUCAUAGAGAAGAACAACAGGCAGGUUCUGCCGGUGGUCCGCAGCUCUGCAGGAGGAGAUGGAGUGAGCACAAACACCAACCCUCUGGACAGCUUCUUCCCCUUUGACCCCUAUCUGCUGAAGAGGUGCUCCGUCGGCUGCUUCUCAAACCCUUUGACUUUUGGUUCGAAGGAGGACGAGGACGACUUCCUUCAUGGGGAGACGCUGCACACCGAGGCCGUCCUGGGAAUGACUCCUAGUUCGUUAGGGUCCAACCUCUGCAGCCCGAGCAGCAUGGGUUCACCGCCUCUCAGCCACCAGCAUCCGUUUUGA
Nematolebias whitei (Rio pearlfish) is the source of this 954-nucleotide messenger RNA. It is a transcript of the gene rrn3, whose product is annotated as RRN3 homolog, RNA polymerase I transcription factor. NCBI's taxonomy places the organism in Eukaryota, Metazoa, Chordata, Actinopteri, Cyprinodontiformes, Rivulidae. Gene Ontology annotation, biological process: transcription initiation at RNA polymerase I promoter. The coding region runs from base 1 to 954 and encodes 317 amino acids. The record is from RefSeq and is a predicted model, not a curated record. The transcript is spliced from 7 exons. Gene Ontology annotation, cellular component: nucleus. Gene Ontology annotation, molecular function: RNA polymerase I general transcription initiation factor activity; RNA polymerase I core binding.